Molecule: messenger RNA, 2271 nt
Organism: Vicia faba (fava bean)
Lineage: Eukaryota; Viridiplantae; Streptophyta; Magnoliopsida; Fabales; Fabaceae
Source: the annotation of a GenBank genome assembly
AUGGUUGUUGAGGCAUUUCUUUCGUCUUUCUUUGGUGUGGUUUUUGAGAUGUUGGCUUCAAGUAAUUUAGUAGGCUAUUUCCAUAAUGUCAAACUUGACACACUGGUAGAGGAACUUGAGUCUAUACUCAAUUCUAUCAACCAAGUGUUGGAUGAUGCAGAGAAGAAGCAAUACGAGAAUCCAGACGUGAAGACGUGGCUUGGUGAUGUUAAACAUGCUAUGUAUGAGGCUGACCUACUAUUAGAUGAGAUUGCCACUGAUGCACCAUUGAAGAAGAUGAGAGUCGAAUCUCAACCAUCUACCAGCACUAUCUUCGACUUCAUUCCAACUCUUACUAAUCCAUUUAAAUCCAGGCUCAAAGAAUUGAUAGAGAGCCUAGAUUCUCUUGUAGGGCAGAAGGAUGAGCUGGAAUUGAAAAAACGAGUGUGUGCUUAUAAUGAAGAUGGAGUCAAUUUGGAACUUUCAGAAAGACUACCCACUACAUAUUUGGUGGAUCCAUCCCGCAUAUAUGGUAGAGAUGCUGAUAAAGAUGAAAUGAUCAAAGUUUUACUUUCAGAGAAUGGCAGUGAUAACCAGGUACCUGUAAUUAGCAUAGUGGGUCUAGGUGGAAUGGGUAAGACCACUUUUGCUAAGCUUGUGUACAAUGACCACGCGAUAGAGGACCAUUUUGAACUUAAAGCUUGGGUCUAUGUCCCAGAACCUUUGGAUGUUGUUGGACUCACCAAAGAAAUUCUCAAGUCAUUUCAUUCUUCAUUAGAUGAUGAAUCUGUUUUCAAUCUACUCCAACAGCAAGGUUUGCUAAAGUGUUGCGGAACAGGAAAAAGUGAAGAAGAGUUGGCUAAAUCAGUGUCAGGAGAAUUUUGUAUGCAAAUAGACGAAGCUAAGGUGCAAGGGUUGGGUAAUGUCAUUGCUCCUGUAGAUGAUGCGAUAGCAACUUUGAAAGAUAAGAAGUAUUUAGAAGAAAUACUUAUGAAAUUCAAUAGCAGAAGAGACGAAAUGUAUGACUCAAUAGUUGAAAGCAGCGUGUCUGUCUUGGAGGCUCUUCAACCAAAUAGCAACUUAAAGAGGCUCACUAUUGAGAACUACUUUGGCAUUAUGUUUCCAAAUUGGAUAAAUGGUUGUCAUUUACCCAACUUAGUAUCUUUUACAUUGCAUAACUGUGGAUUAUGUUCCCAUUUGCCAUCACUUGGGCAGCUCCCCUACCUCAAAGAGCUUUUCAUUUCAGAUUGUACCGGAAUAAAGAUAAUUGGCGAAGAGUUUUAUGGAAAUAACUCAACAAGCGUUCCGUUCAGGUCCCUUGAAGUAUUGAAAUUUGAGAGGAUGGACAAUUGGGAGAAAUGGUUUUGUCUUGAUUCUCUUGAAGGUUUUCCUUUGCUUAAAGAUCUUUCUAUAAGAUUUUGUUGCAAAUUGAAAAGGGCCUUGCCUCAAUAUCUUCCUUCUUUGCAAAACUUGGAGAUUUUGAGUUGCAAAGAGUUGGAGGCGUCAAUUCCCAAGGGUGAUAACAUCAGAGUGAUAAACGUAAUGGGAUGUGAUCGGAUUUUGAUAAAUGAAUUGUCGCCCAACUUGAAAAACUUGUUCCUUAGUAGAAAUCAGUACACUAAGUUUCCCCAAGGGCAAAGUUUACUAAACAAUGCCAUUCCAGAAGACUUUGUCCUUAAUGGCUUUGUAGAAUGUCACUCUUUGGAUUUACAUUGCUAUAACUCUCUUUCUACGAUUUCCAUAGCAGGAUGGCCCGGUGUCUCCUUUCCAUUUUUACUAUACUUGCUCACCAAUCUUCAUUCUCUUAGUUUGUCUGAUUGUCCUAGGCUGGAGUCUUUUCCAAUGGGAGGUUUGCCUUCCAACUUGGGGUACCUUGAAAUACUCAAUUGCCCAAAACUAAUUGCUUCUAGAGAGGAGUGGGGUUUAUUCCAACUCAAUUCUCUGAUUCAUAUCAAUAUUAGUGGUCAUGACUUUGAAAAUGUGAAGUCUUUCCCAGAGGAGAAUCUGCUGCCACCAACUCUUGAGUAUCUUACUUUGAAACACUGUUCAAAACUAAGAUCAGUGAACUACAAGGGUCUUCUCCAUCUCAAAUCUCUUGUAUAUCUAUCUAUUUACAACUGCCCUAGUCUUGAGAGCUUGCCAGAGGAAGGUCUACCCAACUCCCUUUUCAGAUUGUUCAUUACUAGAUGUCCAUUACUCGAGGUGAAGUACCGAAAGGAGGGAGGAGAGCGUUGGCAUUCAAUUAGUCACAUCCCUUCUGUAUGGAUUGACGAUUUUGAGCAGCAGGAAUGA